Molecule: messenger RNA, 441 nt
Organism: Syzygium oleosum
Lineage: Eukaryota; Viridiplantae; Streptophyta; Magnoliopsida; Myrtales; Myrtaceae
Product: cysteine-rich receptor-like protein kinase 44
Exons: 2
Coding region: 1-441 (146 amino acids)
Biological process (GO): protein phosphorylation
Molecular function (GO): protein kinase activity
Source: RefSeq, a predicted model, not a curated record
AUGGCACCGGAGUAUACAAUGGGAGGACAGUUUUAUGUAAAAUUGGACGUCUUCAGUUUUGGAGUUCUCUUGCUAGAGAUAGUAAGCGGCCAAAAGAAUAAUGCUUUCCAAGAGCAUGGUGAAAGCCUUCUCACCUCUGCAUGGAAGUUGUGGUCCGAAGGUCAAGGGUUGGCACUAAUCGAUCCGUUAAUCAAAGAGUCAUGUGAUGGAGUUGAAGUGUUAAAAUGUAUACAGAUCGGUCUAUUGUGUGUUCAAGAAAAGCUGGAGGAUCGACCGAUCAUGUCAUCCGUGGUUCAUAUGCUCGGAGGAGAUACUAACUCACUUCCCCGACCAUUGCUGCCUGCAUUCUUAGUUGGGAGAGAUGUGAGAACACUCGAUCCUAUCGGUGAAGAAGCUUCAACUGUUAAUGAAGCAACCGUUUCAGAUGUUUCGCCUAGGUGA